ACUCCAUAUAUUUCAGUGUGUGUGUAUAUAUAUCCCUCUCCGGAGUGUCGAUUAUUUGACUACUGCACUCACACAUGGCUCUCCCUGGACUACUUCUCCCCACUUCAUCAAUCAUCAUCUUCAUCUUCCUUGCAUACAAGCUCUACCAACGGCUCAGAUUCAAGCUCCCACCCGGUCCACGUCCAUGGCCCGUCGUCGGAAACCUCUACCAGAUAAAGCCGGUGAGGUUCCGCUGCUACGCCGAGUGGGCAGAGAAAUACGGGUCCAUCUUCUCAGUGUGGAUUGGAUCCACACUGAACGUCGUAGUGAGCAACACAGAGCUUGCAAAGGAGGUGCUCAAGGAAAAUGACCAGAAACUGGCUGACAGGCACAGGAACAGAUCGACCGCAAGGUUUAGCAGGGACGGUCAGGAUCUUAUCUGGGCUGACUAUGGGCCGCACUACGUGAAGGUGAGGAAGGUGUGCACUCUUGAGCUUUUCUCUGCAAAGAGGCUUGAGGAUCUCCGACCCAUUAGAGAAGAUGAGGUCACUGCUAUGGUCGAGUCCAUCUUCAACCACUGCACCAAACCUGAAAACCAUGGGAAAAGUUUGGCAGUGAAGAAGUAUUUGGGAAACGUGGCUUUCAACAACAUAACAAGGCUAGCAUUUGGGAAACGUUUCAUCAGCUCCGAUGAAAUAACUGAUGAGCAAGGGAAACGAUUCAGAGCUCUUAUGGCCAACGGGGUGAAAAUAAGUGGAUCGCUCUCGGUGGCUGAGCACAUUUCAUGGUUGCGUUGGGCAUGCCCGUUUGACGAAGAGGCGUUUGCUCGACACGGAGCAAACAGAGACAGACUCACCAAGGAAAUCAUGGACGAACACGCUCAGGCACGCUCCAAGGGCGGCGUUGCCAAGAGCCACUUUGUGGAUGCAUUGUUUACCUUGAAGGAAAAGUAUGACCUUAGCAUGGACACUGUUAUUGGACUUCUUUGGGAUAUGAUGGCUGCCGGUACAGACACCACAGCAAUUUCAGUUGAAUGGGCCAUGGCUGAGCUGAUUAAGAACCCGAGGGUGCAACAAAAGGCUCAAGAGGAGCUAGAUCGGGUUAUUGGGCACGAACGAGUCAUGACCGAAAAUGAUUUCUCAAACCUCCCUUACCUACAAUGUGUAGCAAAGGAAGCACUGCGGUUGCACCCUCCAACACCACUAAUGCUCCCCCACCGAGCCAAUGCCGAUGUCAAGAUUGGUGGCUACGACAUCCCCAAGGGUUCGAUUGUUCAUGUUAAUGUUUGGGCUGUAGCACGUGAUCCCGCUGUCUGGAAAAACCCAAAUGAAUUUCGACCUGAAAGGUUCCUAGAGGAAGAUGUUGACAUGAAAGGCCAUGAUUUUAGACUACUUCCAUUUGGAGCAGGCAGGCGAGUAUGUCCCGGAGCUCAACUCGGUAUCAACUUGGUUGCCUCCAUGUUGGGUCAUCUGUUGCACCAUUUCAGUUGGGCUCCUCCUGAAGGGGUGAAACCAGAGGAGAUUGACUUGUCGGAAAAUCCAGGGAUAGUCACUUACAUGGCAACCCCAGUACAAGUAGUGCCUACUCCAAGGCUCCCUUCACACUUGUACAAGCGUGUGGCCGCGAAUAUGUAAUUUUUAUUGUCAUUCUAUUGUUAUUGUUCUAGCACUUGAUCCGAUAACGAAACAACUUCUUUUCGCUACCCUUCCCUAUUGGGACAAUAAAAAUCCCGUUUGUGUCA
This is a messenger RNA of Pyrus x bretschneideri (Chinese white pear), 1720 nucleotides long. RefSeq names its product cytochrome P450 98A2. The record is from RefSeq and is a predicted model, not a curated record. The transcript is spliced from 3 exons. Bases 75 to 1613 code for a protein of 512 amino acids. Gene Ontology annotation, molecular function: oxidoreductase activity, acting on paired donors, with incorporation or reduction of molecular oxygen; monooxygenase activity; heme binding. NCBI's taxonomy places the organism in Eukaryota, Viridiplantae, Streptophyta, Magnoliopsida, Rosales, Rosaceae.